AUGACGAAAUGGAAUAGAGAUAUUCAAAAAUAUGAUAGGAAUCCUAACGUCAGGGUUUCCUUGAAGCAACUGAAAGAUUCACAGAAUAUCAGCAAAGAUUUUUUCCAGGAGUUAAUAGCACACCUCCAUUGCGAAAAAAACAAUUUUGUUUUGAGAUGUUAUGGCAUAACUCAGGACCCAGAAUCUAAUGAGUAUAUAAUGGUAACCGAUUAUGCAAAGAAAGGAGACUUGCGAACUUAUAUUAGAAAGCAAUUUCAUAAAAUAAAAUGGAAUGAAAAAUUGGCACUUCUACAAAAUGUUGCCUGUGGUCUCAAGGAAAUUCACAAGGAAGGAUGGGUUCAUCGCGAUUUGCACACUGGGAAUUUACUUCUUGAUCCCGCUUCUAUCAAUGAAACCAUUGUCAUCGGUGACCUGGGGAUGUGUAGGCCAGCCUGUCAAUCUAGUUCAUCAGUAUACGGCGUAAUUCCUUAUAUGGCUCCGGAACUAUUUAAAGGUCAGCCUUAUUCAAAAGAAAGUGAUAUCUUCAGUUUUGGAACAAUUUUAUGGGAGGUAUCUUCCGGACGUCUACCAUUUAGUGACAGACCACACGACAGAGACUUAAUAAAAGAAAUAGCGAAUGGCUUAAGACCUGAUGUAGUUGAUAAUACGCCCAAUCAGUAUGCAGAGUUAAUGUGGAGAUGUUGGGAUCCAAAUCCUAGUGAAAGGCCGAGUGCCAGUGAAAUUGAGAGUAUCUUGAUGGAUUUAAGACGUGAUACUGGUGCAGACUUGUAUCUGGAUAAAAGUUAUAUUAGUCAAGAUCAUUUAUCAAUGUCCGUCACUAGUGUUUUCCAGAAUGGUAGUACUUUGUCCCAAUUUACAUCUGACCUGGAAGAUAGAGUCAAGGAGGAAAGUCAAUUAAUAAGAAGUUUGCCUGUCAAUACUCAAGCGAUCUAUAGUAGUAGAAUAUUUCCAAAUUAA
This is a messenger RNA of Acaulospora morrowiae, 957 nucleotides long. NCBI's taxonomy places the organism in Eukaryota, Fungi, Glomeromycota, Glomeromycetes, Diversisporales, Acaulosporaceae. The record is from the annotation of a GenBank genome assembly.